Molecule: messenger RNA, 2313 nt
Organism: Rotaria sordida
Lineage: Eukaryota; Metazoa; Rotifera; Eurotatoria; Philodinida; Philodinidae
Source: the annotation of a GenBank genome assembly
AUGUUUCAACUUCCAUCUAUGACAAGAAAGACUUACAUGGAUUUUUAUAAUGCUGUUGACACAUAUUUCAGGAGUGCUGAAUAUGACAAUGCGUUAUUACAAGCAUCAUCAAAUCAAUCACAAAAAAAAAUUGAAUCCGUUAAAAAUGCCAAUGAAGUCAACGAUGUUCAACUUAAUAUGGGUAUUCCUAGUUGUCAAAUUUACUUUAAUUUACAGAAAACAUUAAAAGAACAUCUUGAAUAUAUAGUUCAGGAUGGAAGUUAUGUAUCAGGUGAAGAUUUUCUUCGGUUUUAUUGCAAAGCUUGGAUAAAAUACCAGUUAAUAAGUCGAGUUGUAGACAGUUUAUUUAAAUUUAUGAAUUAUAAUUGGAUUUCUCGCCAACGCGCAGCUGGUGUCAAAAGUAUUUAUGAUAUUAAUACUAUGGCAUUGAAAAUCUGGCAAGAUAUGUUUUUUAAACAAGCUAACCAUUCACUCACACGAACUUGUCUUACUUUAAUCAAAGAUGAACGGGAUGGAAAACAAAUUGAUUCUUCUUUAAUUCGUGAAGCUGUUCAAAGCUAUGCAUCAAUUGGUUUCAGUGAAGCUAAUAUAGAUUCUAAAAAUAGUCCAACGACAAUAUCAUUAUCAUCAUCACUUGCGAUAUAUAAAGAUUAUUUUGAAAAAGAAUUUCUUCAAGAAACACGACAAUACUAUGAAUUUGAGUCAAAGAAUUUCCUUGAAAAUAAUUCUUUUAAUACUUAUAUUAAAAAAGUUACUCAACGAUUCCAAGAAGAAGAAAAUCGUGUACAACGUUGUUUACAUCCAACAACAUUGCAGACAUUAAAGCCAAUACUCGAACAAGUUCUAAUUAAAAAUCAACUCGAUGGUAUUUAUGAGGAAGCAAUGAGGCUAUUAAAGGAUGAAAAAAUUGAAGAUUUACAUAUUCUAUUCGGAUUAGUUAAUCGGAUAGAAAAAGGCAAUGAACCGAUCCAAAAAGCUCUCGAAAAACAAAUAUAUGACAUUGGCAUAGAUAUGAUUAACUGUAAAAAUGCUACAAAAGCCAAAGAUCCUAAAACCUAUAUUGAAACAAUUAUUGAAGUUUAUAUGAGAUUUUUUAAAAUUGUUAAAGAAGCAUUCGAUUGUGAACCUGGUUAUAUUACAGCUCUCGAUACCGCUUGUAGUAAAUUUAUUAAUGAUAACGCAGUAGUACGAGACGCUCAAAAAUCAACAAAAUCAUCUGAAUUAUUAGCUCGCUAUUGUGAUUUAAUAUUACGAAAAGGGAAUAAAAUUGAACAAAAUGAUAUUGAUGAAAAAAUCAAUCAAAUUAUGAUAGUUUUUAAUUACUUACAAGAUAAAGAUGUUUUUCAAAAAUUUUAUGGAAGAUUAUUAGCAAAACGUUUAGUUGAGCAAUUAAGUGCAUCAGAUGACUAUGAAGAAUCAUUAAUAUCAAAACUAAAAGCAACUUGUGGUUUUGAAUAUGCAUCAAAAUUACAACGAAUGUUUCAAGAUAUUCGUCUUAGUACCAGUUUACUUAAGGAAUAUGAAGCAGAUUGUAAAGAUCAUCAUUCUAUUAAGAUUUUUGAUUUUUCUGUUAUGGUUCUUACAUCAAAUUCAUGGCCAUUUACAGUUCCAUCAACUUUUAAUUUACCAAUUGAACUUAAAUCAACAUUAAAUGAUUUUGAAGUUUUUUAUUUGAAAAAAUUUAAUGGUCGUCAAUUAAAAUGCCUUCUCCAAUAUUCAAAGGGUGAAUUACAAACCUUAUAUACUAAACCAAAAUACAUUCUACAGGUAUCAACAUAUCAAAUGACUGUUUUACUUUUAUUUAAUGAAUUCAAAAAUAUGACAUUUCAAAAAAUGUUAGAUACAACUCAAAUCGAUCCUGAAUCAUUCACACAAAUUCUUGUGAGUUUAUUAAAAAGUAAAGUGUUAACAUGUGCAGGAAUCAAUGCAGAUACAUUAAAUGAAAAUUUAAACGAAAGUGGUAUUACAAUGAAUUCUAUUAUUGAAGUCAACCAGAAUUUUCAUAGUAAUAAAAUUAAAAUUAACAUAAUUAAACCAAUAGGAUCAGCUGCACCAAAUCCAAUCGAUUCUAAACCUAUUUAUGCAUCAGUUAUUGAAGAUCGAAAAAUAGUUAUUCAAGCUGCUGUGGUUCGAAUAAUGAAAACUCGACAACAAUUAAAACAUGCAUUAUUAGUACAAGAAGUUAUUGAACAAUUAAGUUCAAGAUUCAAACCUGAAAUUCCUAUGAUCAAGCAAUGUAUUGAUUUAUUACUUGAAAAAGAAUACUUGGAACGAGAUUCUAAUGAAAGAGAUGUCUUUCGUUAUUUGGCUUAG